GUAACCAUUUAUUUCAUUUCACUUUCUUCCUCUCUUCAGGCCCACACUUCCUUCCAUUUACAUACAUUCAUACAUUUCUCUCUUUAUUUUUGUUAUCAUUCAUUCAUGUCAACUUCAAAAUAAUGAUGAAUGAUGCAGAAGCAAGUGCUGGAUAUGUUGGUAACACUGCAAGUUCUCGACACCAACCUCGACACAAACGAUCCAACAGUGCUUCUGAUAGGAACUCGAAAUUCUCAAGAGGCGGUGGUGUUUUGCGUUCCAUAGGGAAAGACCAAGAUGAGUUUCUGGCCUCGCCACUUUCAGCAAGGGCUUCUAGGAUACAAACUCCAUUGCAUGACAACCACAAUUGUAUAAACAAGAAUGCUUCUUCAAAUCAUAGAGCAUCCUUGGAACAAGAUGUUGAGCAGCUACAGCUACACCUACAGAAGGAGAAAUCCAUGCGCAUCUUGCUCGAGAGAGCAAUGGGCCGAGCCUCAAGUACUUUAUCACCUGGACACAGACACUUUGCUUCUCAGACAAAAGACUUGAUUACUGAAAUUGAGUUGCUUGAAGAAGAGGUUACAAGCCGCGAACAGCAUGUUCUUGCUAUGUACAGGAAUAUUUUUGAACAGUGUGUUAGCCGGCCACCUUCUGAACAAAGUUCUAGUGUGGCUUCACCUGCUCAUUCAAAACAAGAAUCAAGGAAGCACCCAAGCAUAAUUUCAAGCGCUUUCUGUUCAUCAAAAAACUUCCCCUUGCGACCCCUGCAAGCUCUUAUUUCAAAUAACGAUUUGAAGAAUAGAAUCUUUGGAUCAAGUCAUGCUCCUUUAUCAAGUGGAAAAGACAAAGUUUAUUUUGGAAGGACUUGUCCCGAUUCCACCACCAAGGUUCACGAGAAGUUUUCUUCGAUUGAGAAAGCUCCUGUAUUGCGAGCUUUAAAAGACCAUCUACACCAGUGCCCAAGUAGGCUUUCUGAGGAGAUGAUGAAGUGUAUGGCAACUAUGUAUUGCUGGCUUCGUAGUGCAAAAUCUGUCAACGCUGAAAACAGUAGGUCACCAAUAUUGUCAAGGUCCUCCACCAAUGCCAUACAGCCUCGACACAGUAUUGUAGAGGAUCAAGACUGUUCUUGUAAAUCUGCAGUGGAAAUAUCUUGGAUAGCUACAAGAAAACGUCAUUCUUCUCAUGCUUCUUACGCCAUGGACAACUACAGAAUUCUAGUUGAACAGCUCGAAAGGGUGAAUAUCAGUCAAAUGGAAUGUGAUCGAAAAAUUGUGUUCUGGAUCAACGUUCAUAAUGCUCUUGUGAUGCAUGCACAUUUAGCAUAUGGAAUUCCCCAAAGCUCUCUAAGGAGGUUGGCCUUGUUUCACAAGGCUGCUUACAACAUUGGUGGUCAUAUUAUAAGUGCAAAUACCAUAGAGCAAGCAAUAUUUUGUUUCCGAACACCUCGCCUUGGACGGUGGCUUGAAAGUGUUGUGUCUGCUGCCCUUAGGAAGAAAAGUGGUGAAGAAAGACAACUCAUCAACUCAAAAUUUGGUAUUAUUGAUUCCCAACCCCUUGUCUGCUUUGCCCUUUGCACCGGAGCAUUGUCGGAUCCAAUGCUAAAAGUUUACACGGCUUCAAAUCUAAGAGAAGAGUUGGAUGCUGCCAAGAGAGAGUUUCUACAGGCAAAUGUAGUUGUGAAAAAGUCUAGUAAAGUUAUUCUCCCUAAAUUGGUGGAAAGAUUUUCUAGAGAAGCAUCAAUCAAUAUCGAUAAUAUCCUUGGAUGGAUGAUGGAAAAUGUUGACAAGAAAUUACAUGACUCGAUACAGAAGUGCAUUGAUCGUAAGUCGAACAAAAAGCCGUCUCAGAUCAUAGAAUGGCGACCUUACAGUUCAAAAUUCAGGUACAUGUUUUCCAAGGAUCUAAUAGACAAGCUAUGAUCUUAUUGUCCCUGGAGCAUAACUGGUUGGAGGAAGCUAGGAAGUUCAUUAUAUGUGCUUAAAGAAUUUUCGUGUACAUUAUAACAUAACAUGAUAUUUGUUUUCCUUAGAUAACGUUAACAUAAACUAUUUAAAAUCAUUCCUUAAUAUUUUGAUAUAUGUAUAAGUGCACCUAAUUAACAUGUAUGAAUAAAUUCUACUUUAACUUUGAAGCGGUAAGCUGUAUGCUUGUCUUGUGGCAUA
This is a messenger RNA of Medicago truncatula (barrel medic), 2141 nucleotides long. RefSeq lists its product as uncharacterized. The record is from RefSeq and is a predicted model, not a curated record. Bases 123 to 1898 code for a protein of 591 amino acids. Lineage: Eukaryota; Viridiplantae; Streptophyta; Magnoliopsida; Fabales; Fabaceae. The transcript is spliced from 11 exons.